CACAAGGGCCACGCCUCCCGAAUGAUACCAUCCCUAUUGGCUACAAGGGGCACCAAGCCCCGUCCAAAGGUGCUGGCAGUGUGCCCUGCUGCUACAAGCAUGGCCUCUCCACGGGCCCGAGCCCCCCCGCCGGAGAUACCAGAGCAGAACUGCAGGUACCGUGAGGUUCAGUAUUGGGACCAGCGCUACCGGAAUGCGGCUGACUCAGCCCCUUACGAGUGGUUCGGGGACUACUCCUCCUUCCGUGCCCUCCUGGAGCCUGAGCUGCGGCCCGAAGACCGUAUCCUCGUGCUAGGCUGUGGGAACAGUGCCCUGAGCUACGAGCUGUUCCUUGGAGGCUUCCCUGAUGUGACCAGCGUGGACUACUCAUCAGUAGUGGUGGCUGUGAUGCAGGCUCGAUAUGCCCAUGUGCCCACGCUGCGCUGGGAGACCAUGGAUGUGCGAGCACUGGACUUCCCCAGUGGCUCCUUUGACGUGGUGCUCGAGAAGGGCAUGCUGGAUGCCCUGUUAGCUGGAGAACGGGAUCCCUGGAAUGUGUCCUCUGAAGGUGUCCACACCGUGGACCAGGUGCUAAGUGAGGUGAGCCGGGUACUGGUCCAUGGAGGCCGGUUCAUAUCAUUGACCUCAGCUGCUCCCCACUUUCGGAUCAGACACUAUGCCCAAGCCCGAUAUGGCUGGUCCCUGAGGCAUGCAACCUAUGGCAGCGGUUUCCACUUCCAUCUUUACAUCAUGCAGAAGGGCAGAGAGCUCACUAUAGCCCAGCUGGCUGUUGGGACCCAGGUCCUCUCACCCCCUAGACCUCCCACUGCACCUUGCUUCCUCCAGGACUCAGAUCACGAGGACUUCCUCAAUGCCAUUCAGCUGUGAGGCCAGAGGCAUGGUCCUCUGGCCCUCCCUGCCUUUCUGCCCUGGACUCUUCAAGAAUUCCUGACUCAGGGCUUAGGGUUUGAUUCAGGGUGUUCACAAUCCCAGAGGGCUCACGCCUAAGAUAGAGCUGAUGGGAGCAACCCCACAUGAAACAAUACAGCCCAGGUCAAAUUAGA
Messenger RNA from Callorhinus ursinus (northern fur seal), 1043 nucleotides. It is a transcript of the gene ECE2, whose product is annotated as endothelin converting enzyme 2. Gene Ontology annotation, cellular component: plasma membrane. Gene Ontology annotation, biological process: protein processing. Gene Ontology annotation, molecular function: metalloendopeptidase activity; S-adenosylmethionine-dependent methyltransferase activity. The record is from RefSeq and is a predicted model, not a curated record. NCBI's taxonomy places the organism in Eukaryota, Metazoa, Chordata, Mammalia, Carnivora, Otariidae.